AACUGGUUUGUGUGUGGGACCUUUCCAGCCAGGUUUGGAGAUGGAUUAUAUGACUCCUAUAUGAGGAUAGAUGAGUGUAGAUACCAAGAGUCUGCAAAUGAAGAACGGAGCCCUUCAGGACUUCCUUCUCUUUCAAGACCUCAUGUUUCUAUCAACAAACUCAUGAUGAAGGAUCACCCUCUGACUGGAAAUCAGGUCAAAGUGGAGCAGUUAUUUGAGGACUCUGGCAACAGAAGGAGCAGUGCUCUUCAGUCUGCAGGACUUACUUCAGAAAGACCUCUCCCUUCCUUGACAAAAGAUAAAACCCUAGAGGGCCUGAAUUCUAGGGGCAAUGGAAGCUCCUUCAAAGCRCCUAAAGUGGUUUCCCAAGCUCCAGAGCAAGCUGUCAAACAGUUCAAACAUCAGUUAUCAGCUUAYGAGCAGCAGGAGAUCUUCAGUUUCUCCGAGAUUUACUUUGUGGGUCCGACUGCAAAAAAGAGGCAGGGGGUCAUCGGGGGCCCCAACAACAGUGGCUACGAUGAUGACCAAGGCAGCUACAUCCACGUGCCCCACGACCACCUUGCCUACAGGUAUGAAGUGCUCAAAAUCAUUGGMAAGGGCAGUUUUGGGCAAGUUGCCAAAGUCUACGACCACAAACUCCAGCAACACCUGGCCUUAAAGAUGGUUCGCAAUGAGAAGAGGUUCCACCGCCAAGCUGCCGAGGAGAUCAGGAUACUGGAGCACCUGAAGAAGCAGGAUAAAACAGGCAGUAUGAAUGUUAUCCACAUGCUGGAAAGCUUCACCUUUCGGAACCACAUCUGCAUGACCUUUGAACUCUUGAGUAUGAACCUGUAUGAGCUGAUUAAAAGGAAUAAGUUUCAGGGCUUCAGCCUCCAGCUGGUUCGGAAGUUUGCUCACUCCAUCUUGCAGUGUUUGGAUGCCCUUUAUAAAAACAAAAUCAUCCACUGUGACUUGAAGCCGGAAAAUAUCCUCCUAAAACAGCAAGGGAGGAGUGGAAUCAAGGUGAUAGAUUUUGGGUCCAGCUGUUUUGAGCACCAAAGAGUCUACACUUACAUCCAGUCCCGGUUUUAUCGGGCGCCAGAGGUGAUCCUGGGRAGCCGCUAUGGGAUGCCCAUAGACAUGUGGAGUUUUGGCUGUAUUCUGGUGGAGCUUUUAACUGGCUACCCUCUCUUUCCCGGAGAGGACGAGGGAGACCAACUGGCCUGCAUGAUGGAACUUCUUGGUAUGCCACCUCAGAAGCUUUUGGAUCAAUCCAAACGAGCCAAGAACUUCAUCAACUCCAAGGGUCACCCCCGUUACUGCACGGUGACGACGCAGCCGGACGGGAAGGUGACCCUGAGCGGGAGCCGCUCGCGCCGGGGCAAAGUGCGGGGUGCCCCAGGGAACAAGGACUGGGUGACGGCUCUGAAGGGCUGUGAUGACCCCUUGUUCAUAGGUUUCCUGAAGGAAUGCCUCAGUUGGGAUCCUGCWGCACGCAUGAUUCCCAGCCAGGCCCUGCGGCACCCCUGGAUUUGUAAACGGGUGCCCAGAGCAGCCAGCAUGGAGAAAAGCUCCGGCAGACGGAUUUCCAGCUAUUCCGGUUCCUUCCAAGGGAUUGGAAGCAAGUUGCCUCCYGUGGCUGGAGUCUCCAGCAAGCUGAGGGCCAGUCUGGCUGCUGASCCCAAUGGCAGCAUCCCUCUGUGUACUGUGCUCCCCAAACUGGUCAGCUAGUGGGGAGCGCUGGGUUCCCAGGAUCCACCCCUCGUGGGUGUCCAUGCCAUGGGGUGAAAUCAAAUGCAGAGGGUUUUAAUGGAUUUACUUUUUUUUUUAGAGGCACAGUCUUGAAUAUUGGAAGAGCAGUCCAAAAUGUACACAUCAAGGGCUAACUUUUAUCCAGUUGCUUCACUCACACCUGGUGCUUUUUCCAUCGCUGAGGGUUCAGCUCAGCUGRGGGGUACAGGGACAGUUUGGCAGAUGUGCUGUUUCAAAAUGCUGGUUUAGAAAUCAAACCAUUUCUUAUCAUGGUUUAACAGGUUUUUUUUUUUCUUAAGACAGGAAGGAAACUUGAUUUAAACUCCAUGUUUUUAGUUAUCUCCAGCUGAACUCCUUUUGUUCCAGGAAAAGUUUUUAAAUCUCUUUUAAAAGCACAAAUGCAUUAAUGUAAUGCAUUAGGAACUUUACCUGCAAAUUGCUUAAGUUUGAAGAAUUUUAUUUCUCUGCAUUGCUUUUCCCUUAUCUAUCCUGGGAUUUAAAAAAAUGUCAUGGGAUGUAGACACCAAAGGAAUUGGUUAUUGGAAAAGAAAAUACUCAGAUGAUAAAAUUUCAAAGGAGGGUAGAAAUGCCAUGAAACACAGGAUAUAGCUAAAUGAAACUACUAAUUUCUGUAACACUUGCUAUUUUCCCCUAAAAUCUAUGGAAAACUUGUAAGGGGAUUUGGGAUCAGGCCUGGUCCAUCACGAGAAUUUGGGAUCAGGCCUGGUCCAUCACAAGUGUGAGCCAGUUUGUUCAGGUAAUGAUUGAAUUAUUCUGUUUCUUUGGAGCUCAGAUUUCCAUCAUCAGUUCAGCCAGGUGCAUGUGUCUUUGUUUUUCCUGUGUUUCUAAAACAAAAAAAUGUUGAACUUCCAAGAGCUGGUUUAUAUCCAUGUUUGAGAUUCUGGUAAUUGCAAAAAAAAAAUUAUCUCUUUGUGUAGAGUGAAUUCCAUUGAAUUACAUGAAGCUCUUUUAAUAAAAAUGCAAACAUGCCACCCCUGUCAGAAAAGUAAAACUUUUUCAGGCCCARGGCUGUGCUGGAAAAUGAGGGAGGGGGGAACACACAGAUAAAUCUCAGUCUGGGGCAACAUUACCAGGGAAGACUCAUAAGGUACAGAAGYAGCAGAUCCAAAUGAAAAUAUUGAAUGGGAAGCGUGGCUUUAUUUCGAAUUGCCUUCCUUCAGGCCUUUGGGUGCCUGCAUUUCCUCAUUCUUGAGCUACAUGAGCUUGAAUUUGCUCUUCCUUUAUCUUCCCAGAACACUGCAGGGUGGUGUGACCUGUCACAGCCACAGCACAGCUUGUUGGGGUUGUUCCUUCUUGCAGCCUCGUGGCUCCAGAACCAUCUGAUCCCUUGCCAAGUGCCUGAACACGACUYUAAAUGCAAUUUAGAGCUUUUAUGAAGAGAAGGUUUUACAUUUAAUGGCUUUCUCUGCAGCAGGUUUUGAAUGSUAAAGGAGGGAGGCUCUCAGUGUGCAAACAGAGGAGGUACCAGGGUGAUUUUUAAGAUAAGGUGAGCAAAUGUUCAGUAGUGGUACAUCCCCUACGGGGAUGGGGCUGCAUUUUGGCCUCUCUGGGUAAUUGCAGCACUGCUGAAAUGCUGGGUGGAGCCUGCAGAAAACCUCAAAAAGACACAGCCAAAAUACUCCAAAGGACUUUAAACUGAGGUUCCCAGGAGCUGAAAUUGUGUGGAGCUUUUCUGAGUUGUUUUGUUUUACAAGUGUCAAUUCAAUGAGCUCGGUAAUGAUAUUAAAAUAACAGUCUGGCCUUUCUCCGUGCUGCCAGCAGUGGAUGGGCUGCUCAUGGGUCACUUAAAACAACACACAGUCAGUAUUUUUUAUUUGGCUUGGCUGAGUGAAGUUUUAUUUGAAUGAAGAACCACGGAGGUGGAUUCUGGGGGGAAGUGGCAGAAGAUACCAUCGAAUUUAGUAGAAUCUCAUAGAUUUGGCACCUUUUCAGAAACCAGAAAUCUUUUUGUUCCUUGUCUGCUCUCUGCAUUUCCUUUUAACAAAACAUGCCUGGGGAGUGAGGAGAAAGGAACCUUUCRAGUGGGAAAGUUGCAUGGAAAAGUAUUUUCUAUAGAGAAUAUAAGGUGAUGGUGGGGAUGAAGCCUGGCAGAAGGAGCAGAGUUGGUGAGCUGGGAGAUGUAAAAACAGGGCCCAGGGUCUAAAUAAUUUUGUCUAUAAGGUGCUAAGGUAGGAGAAUAAAAAUUAAUAAUAAUAAUAAUAAUAAUAAUAAUAAUAAUAAUAAUAAUAAUAAUAAUGAUAAUAAAGAGUCUGACAUCUGGGAAGAAGUCACUGUGAGGGAACUCCUGCUGUGGCAGCCUCUGGUGCACACACAGAAAUCUUGCUGGAGGCUGGGGCUGUGAAGCUGCAGAUAAAGUAAUUAACUGGCAAAACCAUGGCUUUUCAUCUAGAAAAUGUGUUCAGCGUGCMCUGACUGCACAAAGUGCCUGUGUUUGUUUUAGGCUGGGUUUUACUUACUCGGGACCACUAUAUUUGAAAAUCAAAUGUGUAUUUAAGUGAAUUGCUAAUUUGGGUGAGCAGGAAAAGCAGCCUCAGCAGAUAUUUCCUGAGUUGAAAACCUCUUCCUAACCCAGGAGACGUGGCUGAGGAUACUGGGGUCUUGUUUCCAGUCACUAAUCCCAAUUUCUUCAUUGAUAAUUUGCUUUUGGGAAUUGGAGCAGGAGUUUUSCAGCCCCAGGUGGGGGUUGCACCCUGGGCUGUGUCGCUGUCAUUUAUCAGGGGYGGUGACAGUCCCGGUGUCUGUGCUCCCCAGAUAUGGCAAAACCUCCAAGUCACACUUGUUUUUGGGAAAGCCAAACAUUGGGGAGGUCUGAAAUCACCAGAACCCAUCCCUGUCGUUCAUUCUGCUGCUGCUGAGAAUGCUGAAAGCAGCCUAAAAUUAAAAAUGUCUGAAUAGGUUCAGAGCAGCUUUUAUUUUUGUGGUAACUUUGCUUUGUUGAUCUGCCAGCACUAGAACCUGAGUCAUGUUCUGCUCAGAAGUUCCCACAAAACACAUGCAAAUCACUGGUGUUUACAGCAUAUCAAGCAUUGCAUUUCUAAGAGUCACCCAAACUUGUUUUAAAACGUUCCUCAUGUUUUCCUGCCCUGUGAGAGAGAGGUGUAAAUAACAACUGCUCGUUGUCUGCAGUUCCACCUGUUUGGCUCAGCGAGAUUUUUAUAUAAAUCAUUGUAAGGGCAUGAGCAGCACACCUGAAAUACCCAACCCCAAAUCUAGAGAUCUUCUGGGUACAACAGACACUUCUCACUGGUGGUUUUUAUCCUCCCAGMCAGCUGGAAUGGGAAUCCUGGUUGACCAGUGACCUAAGAAUUCGCAGCAGAUAAUUAGAUUUAAUAUGACUUUUGUGGAAGAGUGUGUUGCUUACGAUCUUUUUUACCUGUUAGGAUUUUCACACAGUUGAAAACUUUUUAUGCAGCUGCAGAACUCCUUUGCAAUGCUCAUCUUCAAAACUACCUCUCAAAACACGGGGUCCUUUUUUCAAGAGCUGCUCACUGCAGGCUGCAGCUCUCCUGGUUUUUUUGUUUUUUUUUCUUGUUUAAUUCUGAUGGCUGUUCUGGCUGUGAAACGUAUAUAUGAUGAUCUCAGCAAUGUCUUGCUAAUCCCAGGCACACAAGCAAAAGGCUGAUGCUGCACCCAGAGAUCUCUGCUGAAAUGAUACAAAUCCCCUUGCCUGCCAAAGUUGAAUUCCGUUGUGGAAGUGGAGAGCCAAAAUAAUAUGGAAAGAUCUGCGGAACUUGUGCGCGGCACCAGCUGAGAUUGAAAACAAACCGUGCUCAAAGAYUUUAAUGAAAAAUCCUGUGGUUUCUGCUCGGGGCUGUGGGUGCCUGGCAGGUUUGGGGACAGUGGGAUUUUAUAUUGGUGCUUCUCAGAAUCCUGGAAUCACUGAGGCUGCAAAAGCCCUCCAGGAUCAUCGAUCCCAAACUGUGCCCGAUCCCAGCUCAUCACCCAAACCUAUAUCCUGGACGCCUCCAGGGAUGGGGACCCCAAAUCUCCCUGGCAGCCCCUUCCCAGGCCGGGCCACCCUUUCCAUGAGGAAAUUCCCGCUGAUGUCCACCCUGAGCCUCCCCUGGCCCAGCCUGAGGCCGUUCCCUCUCCUCCUGUCCYUGUUCCUGGGAUCAGAUCCCAAAUCCCCCCCGGCUGCCCCCUCCUGUCAGGGAGUUGUGCAGAGCCACAAGGUCACAGGCAUCACUCGAUUUUUAUUUUUUUUUUUUUAUUAUUUUAACAAAGGUUUGUAGAAAUAAAUAAAUACACCUCCAACAUCCCAUCMGAGAGCCCUCGUGUUCUGAAACACCAAGGAAGCGUUCCAGCUCUGUAAUUCCCCCUGUGCCGGGUGAAAUCCCUGGCUCCUCAUGGAGAGCUGAUUGUUUUCCUGGAUUUUUUAUUCCAAAUGAGUUCCUAGAGGGGCUGGCAGGGUCUGUGCUGCCCCAGAGCCCCCACGCACAACACUCAGGGUUUUACCAUCCUCCAUCUGCCUCGCUGCAGCUGAGUUCCUCUUCAGGGGUUCUUAAAUGCUCAAACUAAAUAUCAGCGUCCACAGAAACUGCAGGUUUGCCUUUUUAUUAUGAAUAUUGUGAUGAGGUGUAAAAGGGUGGGGGAAUGUGGAUAUAAACUCGCUGUGGAGGAACAUUCUGGAAAGCAGUCAGUCUCAAAGYGUAUCUCAAUGUAAUGAGCAGAUUUCUUAAAGCUGUACUUUGGGUCAUUUUUAAAAGAAAAUAAACACAUCGU
This is a messenger RNA of Malurus melanocephalus (red-backed fairy wren), 6474 nucleotides long. It is a transcript of the gene DYRK3, whose product is annotated as dual specificity tyrosine phosphorylation regulated kinase 3. Gene Ontology annotation, biological process: peptidyl-serine phosphorylation; positive regulation of cell cycle G2/M phase transition; cytoplasmic stress granule disassembly. Bases 61 to 1710 code for a protein of 549 amino acids. The record is from RefSeq and is a predicted model, not a curated record. The transcript has 2 exons. Gene Ontology annotation, cellular component: nucleus. Gene Ontology annotation, molecular function: protein serine/threonine kinase activity; ATP binding; protein serine/threonine/tyrosine kinase activity. NCBI's taxonomy places the organism in Eukaryota, Metazoa, Chordata, Aves, Passeriformes, Maluridae.